AGAACCUUUGUGGAAAGUUAACAGUAGUGUUUUUAUGCUUGGGUAUGAAACGACGUUAAAUUUACAGAUAUACCCAACUUUUUUGAAACCAUCAGCUGUUAAUUUAGAAUUUGAAUAUUUUUUGCCAUAUUUUUUUACAAUUUCAUCUGAAAAUUAUAUUCAAGGUUUUUCAAAGACUCAAACUAAUAGAAUGAAGUAUUCCUUUAGUGGGGUGUUCAAGUCUUUGGACUCAUUUAAUUACACUUUUACUGCUGUUUUUAAUCACACGUUGUGUCCAAUCGGUGGUAUGUUUACAUUAGAAAUCCCUUUUGUGUUUUCAUAUCAAGUUGAAACAGAAAAGCCCGGUAAAAUAACACAGACAUUUCAAAAACAUGUCGAAUGUUUUAACUAUCCAAAAACUUCUUUCGCUUCAGUUCUCCAAUUUUUUGCAGAAAGUUAUGCAAGAGAAUUUUGUUGGGAUCCAGUUAACUCUUAUAUUUAUUUAUGUAUGAAUCAAUAUUAUCGAAGUACAAAAGUAGCAUGUUGGUUCUCUAAAGACAACGGAAAUUUAUGGGCUGCUGUAGAUAUUCGAGUUGGUUCAGUUCUCGGUCGUCACUCAGUUACUAGAGAACUUUACGCAAUUCAUCGGAAUCGAAAAACGUACUUAAUGUUUCAUAAUUAUUUCCACAAAUGGCUUGUUAUUACGACUCAACAGUUUAUGGAAAUGGCUUUCAGUUAUCUUGAUCCUUCUUUGCAUAAAAGUUUGGAAGGUGAUUUUGAUCAAAUAUAUACUUUUGGAAAAAAUCAAUGGUUAGGUAAUUCUACAGGCUUGUUUUUUCGAAACCUUGGAAACGACACAUGGAUUCUAAGAGUUCGGUGGCCAGAGUACUAAGUCUUCAACAACUAUAUGGAUUUUGUUGAGAUUUUCGUAUCCAAUAAUAACAAAUUUGAGAAAAACUUUGUUUGUUCACUUUUUUAGUUUUAUUUAACUUACCUAUAAGCUGAUGAUUUUAGAAUAAUGUUAUAAAUAUUUU
Molecule: messenger RNA, 1013 nt
Organism: Hydra vulgaris (swiftwater hydra)
Lineage: Eukaryota; Metazoa; Cnidaria; Hydrozoa; Anthoathecata; Hydridae
Source: RefSeq, a predicted model, not a curated record